Molecule: messenger RNA, 7487 nt
Organism: Podarcis lilfordi (Lilford's wall lizard)
Lineage: Eukaryota; Metazoa; Chordata; Lepidosauria; Squamata; Lacertidae
Source: the annotation of a GenBank genome assembly
AUGGCCAAUGUUGAGAUGCUUGCUUUUCAUGUACCUAGCCUGGAAGAACUUGUUGGAGGUGAGUAGAUAUGACUCUUAGAUGCUACAGAAAUGUCGUGACGUACAAAAUGGGAGCGGAAACCUCUGGAGUCUCCAGUGGAAGCGAGUUCCAUAGUUUAACAAUGAGCUGCAUGAAAUAGUAGUUUCUUUUCUCUGUCUUGCCUCUUUCAACAUGCUGUUUCUUGGGAUGUCCAAUAGUUCUAGGGAGGGAGAAAAACUUAACUCUAUCCACUAGUCCCAUAUCUAUGCCUAAUGAGAAGAGGCAAUAGAUAACUAAGCUCUUUCCUGCACAACUAUUGCACCACCCAGAAGGCAUUUGAAUGCUGGGUGCACAUUUUAAUGCGAUAUCCUUGCCUUGCGAAGUUGGUGCUUUUUGUUUCGUUUCAUUGCAGAAAGCUUGUCCUAAGUAUUUCUAAAGACAACAGUAAUAAUGCACUCUUUACCUUCUUCUAGUUUUGCAAAAUGGACUUAAAGAAAACUUUGCGGAUGUUCAGGUUUCUGUAGUGGACUGCCCUGAUCUGACUAAAGAACCCUUCACAUUUCCUGUUAAAGGUAAUUAGUGAAAUCUAUGAAAUGUCUAUUUCACAGAGGACUUCUGUUCAAGGUGCCAGCCGGCCGCGUCCUUUUCCAGGAUACUCCAUUGCGUUCCUCUUCUUCCCCUGCUCCCACUUUUGUCUCCUUAUCCUCCUCAAAAAGUUAAUCCUCAUUGUGUUGAGCAUACCUAGUCUCCAUCUUGGGCGUAGCCAGCAUUUAUGUUGUGGGGACAGAACCUCAGUUAAGUAGUUUAAUUGUUUUACUUGAUUUAGGGAGAGCAGCUGCCCCCCCCCCCAGCAAUGUCCAUGUUCCCCACUGGGAUGUUUUUGAGUGUCCCCACUUUUCUGGGGGGUGGUGGUUCUUUUUUAAAAAGAAAUCACUUCCAAAACCCCCCAGGAUUCCUCUGAGCCUGCUGAGACUUUCAGGGAUAGGGAACCUCAACCCGACCCAAAAAGUUUAAAAAAUUACUGGUCUAAAUGUAAAGGGACCCCUGACCAUUAGGUGCAGUCGUGGCCGACUCUGGGGUUGCGACACUCAUGUCGCUUUAUUGGCCGAGGGAGCCGGCGAACAACUUCUGAGUCAUGUGGCUAGCAUGACUAAGCCGCUUCUGGCAAACCAGAGCAGCGCACAGAAACGCCGUUUACCUUCCCGCUGGAGCGGUACCUAUUUAUCUACUUGCACUUUGACGUGCUUUCGAACUGCUAGGUUGGCAGGAGCAGGGACCAAGCAACGUGAGCUCACCCCGUAGCCGGGAUUCGAACCGCCGACCAUCUGAUCGGCAAGUCCUAGGCUCUGUGGUUUAACCCACAGCGCCACCCGCGUUCCAAUUUCUGAUCUACAACGCCCAUAAUUCCUGACUAUUGGGUGUUCUUGCUAGGGCUAAUGGGAGUUGUAGUGUAACAACACCUUGCGGACCACAAGCUCCCCACUGAUCCACAUAAUGACACUCACAACCUGAAAUGGGGGCGGUGGGGAUGUUGAUAUAACAUAGGCAGGUCCAAUGCUGCAAACAUGUCAUAAAUUCGAGAUUCCUUUGGUUAUCGUUGUCUCAAAGUUGGGAGAAGAUGGAGCCCUUAAUGGCUGUGCUUGAAGAAGAAAGCCUCUGUAUUUUAUACUAGUGAUCUGUUUUCUUUACUAAACUAGGUCCAGCAGUCGCUGGCCAAAUAAUAAUAAUAAUAAUUAUUAUUAUUUGUAUCCCGCCCUCCCUGGCCAAAGCCGAGCUCAGAGCGGCUGACAUCAUAUAAAUAAGACAAUAUGCGUAAUACAGUAUACAAUACGCAAAUAAAAUAACAUUCAACAUUCAUUAAAAUAAUAUAGAAUAAUAGUAAAUAUGAAUAAUAGUAAAUAUCGGCAUUUCAAAAUUAAACAGAAAUCCACUCUUAACAGUUACAAUAAGUAAUUUCUAAACUCCAAUCAAUAAAACACAGCAAACCACAGUGCACAACCUAAUACAAUACAAAAUGAGAAGCUGAGACUGGAGGGUGGGGCAAGGCAGGUGGAAGGAGACCUUGCCUGAGGAAGUCUCUCCCCUCACAGUUCUUCCUCCAGGCACAGCUUCCUUAUGAGGAGUCCCAGGGCCAGGGGGUGGGACAAGGAAGGUGGAAGGAGGCCUUGCCUGAUGGAGUCUCUCCCUGACAAGCAGAGCAUAGAGGCAGCGGCCUUCCCUAUUAUUUGCCCACUGCUGGCUAGUGCAGAUUCAUAAUGGCGCUAAAUUGCUGAUGGGGAGCAUUUUGCCCUCGAGAUGUUCUUAGACUCCCCACCAUUGGCCCUAGCUUUCUGAAGAAACUAAACUCUUUUGGUCGCCUUACAGGUAUUUGCGGCAAGCCUAGAAUUGCUGACGUGGGCGGCGUUCCAUACCUUUUGCCUCUUGUACAAAAAGAGAAGGUGAGUUGUUACUACUUGUGGCCACAUAAUAGAUCUGCCUGCAAACAUGGGAUUUGUAUCUAAUGUGAGUUGUACUCAAGAUCCAUUGAAAUUGUUGGAUAAUGACUAACUUAUGUCCAUUAAUUUCAGUGCAUGGCAUCCCAACAAAGCAGACUUCAGCUGUGCAAUGGAACUUCCCCUCUCGCUGUGUACUUCCCAUGACCCCAGAUCUGUUCUGGGGGUUCCCUGAACUCUCCAGAGCAGGGGUCGGCACGGUUUACCUCGUCUGGGCCGGUUCACUCGCUUGGAGAUCGCUCCGUGGGCCGGAUUGUGUCUGCGCAGACGCAAUUUUUGGCGUCUGCGCAGACGCGAUUUUAGGUGCCACGGAAGUGAGUUCCUGCUCCGCGCUGUGCCGGUUUAGCGCAGCAUACAUGGACUCGCCGACUGGGCGGCUCGGUUUGGGGGUGGCUCGGGGGCCGUUUAAAUGACCUCUGUGGGCCUCAGGUUUCCGACCCCUGCUCCAGAGCAUAUUUGGGGAGUGGGAGGGAGCAUGGAGAGAGGAGGCGGGGAGGGCAAGUUCCAUUGGGCAAGGAGAGAUGCUUGUGCUGGUGGAUUUACUUUGUUAGAUAUUACUUUGUUAGAUACAGUGGUACCUCAGGUUAAGUACUUAAUUCGUUCCAGAGGGCCAUUCUUAACCUGAAACUGUUCUUAACCUGAAGCACCACUUUAGCUAAUCGGGCCUCCUGCUGCCGCCGUGCCGCAGGAGCAUGAUUUUUGUUCUCAUCCUGAAGCAAAGUUCUUAACCUGAAGCACUAUUUCUGGGUUAGCGGAGUCUGUAACCUGAAGCAUAUCUAACCCGAGGUACCACUGUAUGUCCAAGUGGGCUUACUCUUGAGUGGGACUUAGCUCUCCCACUGAGCUUAUGGUCCUUCUGUUAUGCGCCUUCAAAGCAUGUCCCGGGCAUAGAUUAUCCAACGGAGAACAGCAAUUCUAGUGAAAAACCCAACACACCUUUCUUGUUUAGGUUUAUGACCUGAACACAAUUGCAAAGGAAAUGCAGCUACCGGGAGCUUUCUUUCUCGGAGCCGGAGCGGCUUCAUCCAGAGUUGUCGGAGGCAACGCUGAGGUAGGUAAAUAUUAGCUCUUAACAUGUAUGCCAGACUCGAUCAAGAGAGCCAGUGUAAUGAUUGAGAGGGCUCAUCUGGAGAGGUCUGGGUUCAGACUCCUGCUCAAGUGACCUUGGGCCAAGGCCAGGCUGUAUGUGACGUUAAAAACGUGCCUUCCUUUAUUUCUUUAAAUGAGCUGUAUGUCGGCUGCUUAAUAAAGGAUAAACAAAUCUCUAAGCAGCUUAUGUGAAAUUGUUUAAAAUACCUAAUAAAAAUGCAUUGUAAACUGCUGAGAGACUACUGCGGUAAAGCGCUACAUAAAUUGUUUAAAUAAAAGCAACAAGCUUUAAAAGCAAAUAGGCACAAUAAAAGGAUCAAAAUAAGUAGGGUUGUCAUAUUUUUCAGAUUUUCCCAAAGUUUUAGCUGAUUUUUAAGGGAAAUCAGCUAAAACAACACUGCCAUGCACCUGGAUUUUCCCUGAAUAAUUUUGCCGAUUUCCACUCAGACACUACUCCAGACUGCAGUAUUCCGUGUAUGUCCAGGAAAUUCCGGGCAUAUGGCAACCCUAAAAUAGAGGGCACAAGGUAAGCUCCCAAGGGUCUUAUCCCUUUGGGACUUGAGCCAUGUAAGUUGGUACAGUAUUUCAACUUAGAAUGCUCAAAAUCCAGUGGUAAACACUAAAUCAUCUCGCUACAUAGAGCUUCUUUCAGAAGAAAGGCUCCCUUCGUUAACCGGACUCAAAUCCUGGUUGCACACUACUUAAUUUCAAUGGAACCUAGGCUGAAAUCCCUGUACCUGCUUAUCAGCCGGUCAGCCCCACCCACCCUGAACUUUACAUGAAUUAUUUCUGAUUAGACACAUAUAGGACUGCACGGUUCAGGACCUCCGCCUUCCUCUGAAUCGUACAUUCUAUAUUUAAAGAGACCUUAACCUGGAGCGUCAGUGGGUCUUUCUUUUUAUUGAUCGCGAUGCCCGAUAAACACAGCAGAUCCAUUCAGGAAAGUUAAUUUUUUCUCUCUCUCUAGCUUAUCCCUAUCGUUCAAGCUAAAAAUGAGAAAAAGCCAGCUGUCAAUCGGAGUUACUUGGCCAAGAUUAAUCCGGAGGAUGGUGGGUGCUUGCUGGAACAGUACAGCUCCAAAUAUAAGGAUUGUGAAUUUGGGCUGCUGGCCAACUUGUACGCCAGUGAAGGCCUUCCUGGCAAGGUAUAUGGUCUCAUUAACUUGAACGCAUACAGUCUUUGCAUGUAGUUGCAGGUGGAGAGCACUUGCUGGUUGUCCCAGAUCCAGUCCCUAACAUCUCCAGGUACAGCUAGGAAAGACCGUACCUGGAACCCUGGAGAAGCCUAGUUUGUGGUGAGUAAAGAAGAAUUUGAGCUUGGAUUUGAUAUCCCGCUUUAUCACUACCCGAUGGAGUCUCAAAGCGGCUAACAUUCUCCUUUCCCUUCCUCCCCCACAACAAACACUCUGUGAGGUGAGUGGGGCUGAGAGACUUCAGAGAAGUGUUACUAGCCCAAGGUCACCCAGCAGCUGCACGUGGAGGAGCGGGGAAUCGAACCCAGUUCACCAGAUUACGAGUCCACUGCUCUUAACCACUACACCACACUGGCUCUCUAGGGACCCCUGACCAUUAGGUCCAGUCGUGGCUUACUCUGGGGUUGCGGUGCUCAUCUCGCUUUAUUGGCCGAGGGAGCCGGCGAACAGCUUCUGGGUCAUGUGGCCAGCAUGACUAAGCCGCUUCUGGCGAACCAGAGCAGCGCACAGAAACGCCGUUUACCUUCCCGCCAGAGGAAGUAUUUAUCUACUUGCACUUUGACAUGCUUUCGAACUGCUAGGUUGGCAGGAGCAGGGACCGAGCAACGGGAGCUCACCCCGUCGCAGGGAUUCGAACCGCCGACCUUCUGAUUGGCAAGUCCUAGGCUCUGUGGUUUAACCCACAACGCUACCCUCCUCCCUUUGUGGUGAAUAGCCUCCAUCAUAAAUUCAUUUGAGUUGUGUUAAAGGAAACUGUUCUCUCUGAGGUUUCAGGCAAAUGAUAGCACUGCUCUGACUGAAUUGCUGUGGGGCAGGUAGUGACAGUACUUGCUGUUUAGGAAAGAAGCUACGAAGCCUUCUUACAAUAUUUCUGAGAGCUAUGCUGUAUAUUAAAAUAUGCUGUGUUGCUUUGUUUCAAAACAGGAAUUGAAAGUUGCAUAAUCAACAUUUUCGUGCCGACUAGUGCCCAUAAUAUAAACACAGCUUCUCUCCUUUUUUUAAAGGUCAUUGAAGUGAAAGCAAAUCGAAGAACUGGGGAGCAGAAUUUCAUAUCCUGUAUGAGGAAAGCCUUAGAAAAAUAUUACGGUGACAAACCAGUUGGCAUGGGAGGGACAUUUGUUAUCCAGAAAGGAAAAGCAAAAAUUCAUAUUAUGGUAAGUAAUAAAUAAGUAAUGGUUCUCUUCCCUUGUUCUUUAAGAGUAUACAACAGCGGUACAACUGCCGUGAUAAACAAGGUCUAGGUUUCUGCAUAGGAGGAAAAAAUGCAUGUAGAAAAUAUUCUGAAUUGCAAACUUGUGUUUGCUGUAUGCAUUUUGAACUUACAGCCACUUGGUGAGUGUCUCAGGCGCCCAAACCAACAGCAGAUAAGGAAGGGUGCUGGAGUCGCUUGUUGAAAUGAAUCAAGGUUUGAAAGUCAACAACAAACCAUGGCUUCAGACUGUGGUUUGUUGGCAAUAAACAAACCAUAGUUACUAUGCAGGAUGGCCCUGUGUCCUACUUUAUAGCCCCCUAUUUUCAAAGAGCUGUAAGAAGAUAGUCCUCUUUUUAAAGUUGUCCUCUUUUUGAAGGACUGGCCAGUUUAAGUCUGGUUUAAAGUUUUUUAAAAAACCCUCAAGGAGCGGCUGGGGAAACCCUGACAGAUGGGCAGGGUAUAAUAAAUUAUUAUUAGUAGCAGUAUUAUUAAGAGAGAGACCAGGGGUGUUGAAGUGCCUCAUCAACACUUUGCAUCUAGAAAGAGAGGUAGGCCGGCUGGGCCCAGUCUUGCCCACUAUGGUGAGAUGUAGGAUAUUUUUCUGAUGGACAUUACCAGGCUGACCUUUGCUCCAACAUUCCCAACUUUUCCUUUCCUCAAAUAUACAGUGGUACCUUGGGUUAAGAACUUAAUUCGUUCUGGAGGCCCGUUCUUAACCUGAAACUGUUCUUAACCUGAGGUACCACUUUAGCUAACGGAGCCUCCUGCUGCCGCUGCUGUGCAAUUUCUGUUCUCAUCCUGAAGCAAAGUUCUUAACCUGAGGUACUAUUUCUGGGUUAGCAGAGUCUGUAACCUGAAGCAUCUGUAACCCGAGGUACCACUGUAGUUGUGUUUUUCCUACAGCCCUCAGAAUUUUCUGCCUGUCCUUUGAAAACGGAUGAGGACGUGAACAACUGGCUCAAGUUUUAUGAAAUGAAGGCUCCGCUAAUUUGCCAACCCGUUUUGGUUUCCCAUGAUCCAGUAAGUCAGUUUGUUGGCAUACGGCGUGGGUUCUCUUGGGUGUGCUCUGCGGGGGGGGGGGGGGAUGUUGGCUUGUCUAACCACGCAGACAUUAUUGGGGGUCACAACCAACCCCAGUGGGGGAGCAUUCCAGCAUAUCGCUUUCUGUCUGCAAUCUGAAUUGUUACAGCGCAGCAACCGGGCAGUUCUACGCCUUGUUUUCUGCUUCUCUUUUCAUAAAUUCAUUAUAAGGAAGCAUAUAACGGAGGGCUGGGCCUGCGGCAUGGCCUUGUCCCUGAGCUUGAUUUUCCUUCUUCCUGUGUUCCCCAGGGCUUUGAUUUGCGCCUCGAGCACACGCACUGCUUCAGCCACCAUGGCGAGGGAGGCCACUACCACCAGGACACGACCCCAGAGACCGUCGAGUACCUGGGCUAUUUUCAACCCGCCGAGUUUCUCUUCCGAAUUGACAAGCCCAAAGAGACGCACAUGGUUGGCCGGGAUUGA